AUGUUAUUUCAAUUAAUUCUUAUCUUAUUUCAAAUUCAUAUAUCUAUUUCAACAAUAUCUCUUAUAAAAUAUGACAAUACUCAAUUUAUUUCAAGUCAAAAUUCAUAUUUGCUGAAUAAUUUCCAUGUUCAAUCUCAGAAUGAAUGUAUUUGUCUUUGUUAUACUAACCAAAGUUGUAUAACAUUGACUUAUUUUGGAAUAAAUCAAACUUGUUUAUUAUAUUCAUCACAACUUCAAAUAGAAUAUUUACAAUUGACUUCAUAUACAAUAAAUUCUGCUGUUAUUUCUUUUCCAAAUCGAAUUUCAAGUAACUAUUCAACAACACAAACAACUUCAACUUCAAGUUCAACAACCUCAAGUUUGGCGACCUCAAGUUCAUCAACUUCAACUUCGAGUUCAUCAACUUCAACUUCAAGUACAUCAACUUCAACUUCAAGUACAUCAACUACUACAACAACAACAAAUGCCUAUUGUGGAUAUUCAUGUAUUAAUACAACAGUAUCAAGAUUAUCUUCUGUUGCAUUUUAUUCAUUCGAUAAUAAUACAUUUGAUAGUAUUGGUAAUUAUUCAAUGAAUGCAACAUUUUCAUCAAGUUAUGUACCUGGAUGGAUUGGUUCAGCUAUUAAUUUCACAUAUAAUAAUUCACAAUUUCUUUCAAGUCGAACACAUAUUCCAUUAGAUUCACGUUCAUUUACAAUUGAUUUUUGGUUUUAUGUAACUGAUCUAACAAGUUUUAAAGAUCUUGGUUUUGGUGGUGAAUGUCAGUUGUCAACAAAUGAUCAAUGUUUAUUUCUUAAUAUUCGUACUAAACUUCUUCGUAUAGUAUUUUUUGCUGAUGAUACAAUUGGCACAACAAGUUUAGUCAUAAAUCAAUGGUAUCAUGGAACAUUUGUUUAUGAUUCAACAAUAAAACAACAAUUGAUUUAUUUAAAUGGUUUAUUAGAUAAAAGUGCAACAGUUACACAUGAUUUUUUAGGAACAACAGGAUUAUUUACAAUUGGCGGUGGAUAUAUUGGUGGAGAUUCAGCCCCAAUUGUUUAUUAUUCAGGUUAUAUUGAUCAAUUUGGAAUAAGUUAUCGAGUUAAAACACCAUGUGAAAUCUAUUUAAAUGCAAUACUUUUUUGUUAUUUUCGAUUUGAUUCAAUAUUACUUGUAAUUGAUUCUGGACCAAAUUUAAUUACUGCAACUAAUUAUAAUGGAAUGCAAACAACUGGACGAGUAAAUCAAGGUAUACAAUUUUCAUCUUCAUUAUCUUAUAUAGCUAUUAAUGGAAUUAAUAUUUUAAAUUCAUUAAAUAAUCCAUUUACAAUAUCAAUGUGGAUUAAUCCAUUGAAUACGACCAGUGGUGGAACACUUAUUCACACAUCAACACUAUCUAAUGGUUUAGGCACUUGUUUUGCAUUGUGGGGUUUUUCAUCAAAUGGUUCAUUUAUUGCGAAUUUUAUUAAUUCCUCAAAUAGUAUAACUCCAAUAAUAAUCUCAACACCAUUUCCAUUAAAUCAAUGGAUACAUAUUGCUCAAAUAUUCAAUUUAACAAGUGGAACUUCUUCUUUAUAUAUCAAUGGAAAUCUUGUAUCAAAUAUAUUAGUAUCAACACGUCAAGCAAUUGGAUCAUAUGUUUUUGUUGGAUCAUCACCAACAAAUACAAGUUCUUGUAAAUCAAGAAUAAUUUCGAAGGGACAAUUUUUUGGUAUAAUUGAUGAAUUUUAUGUUUUUUCACGAGCAUUAACAUCAACUGAUAUUUGUCGUUUAGCAAAUCCUUAA
This is a messenger RNA of Adineta steineri, 1764 nucleotides long. The record is from the annotation of a GenBank genome assembly. Lineage: Eukaryota; Metazoa; Rotifera; Eurotatoria; Adinetida; Adinetidae.